This is a messenger RNA of Ostertagia ostertagi, 687 nucleotides long. Lineage: Eukaryota; Metazoa; Nematoda; Chromadorea; Rhabditida; Trichostrongylidae. The record is from the annotation of a GenBank genome assembly.
AUGAAGCUUUCGAUUCGGAAAUUGGUUAGUGUUGCUCAAAGGUCCGGAUGUCAGUUUCAUGCUGGUGCUGUACACAGAGAAGAGAGCUAUCAUAACAUGGGUGACGCCGAGAAGGUCGCGGAAACCCGCGAAAAGAAAGCGAAAAACAUCAUGAGGGAGCUGAAGAUCCAGAAGCUGUGUCUCAACAUCUGUGUGGGAGAGUCUGGUGACAGGCUGACUCGUGCAGCUAAGGUGUUGGAACAGCUUACCGGUCAAACCCCGGUGUUCUCAAAGGCGCGGUACACUGUUAGGUCGUUCGGGAUCCGUAGGAAUGAAAAGAUCGCUGUGCACUGUACAGUUCGUGGUCCAAAAGCUGAGGAGAUUCUUGAAAAGGGUCUCAAGGUCAAGGAAUUCGAGCUCUACAAGGAGAAUUUCUCGGAUUCGGGAAACUUCGGCUUUGGUAUCCAGGAACACAUCGAUCUCGGUAUCAAGUACGAUCCUGGAAUCGGUAUUUAUGGUAUGGACUUCUACGUAGUUCUUGAUCGUGCUGGACGACGUGUUGCCAGAAGAAGACGCGCCCCAGGUCGUGUUGGCCCAUCUCAUAGAGUCUACCGUGAAGAAUCAGUGAAGUGGUUCCAACAGAAGUACGAUGGUAUUAUACUGCCACCAAAGCCCAAGGUCAAGCGAAGCGCUCACCGCCGACGAUAA